Mytilus trossulus (common blue mussel) is the source of this 1924-nucleotide messenger RNA. RefSeq lists its product as uncharacterized. Gene Ontology annotation, biological process: proteasome-mediated ubiquitin-dependent protein catabolic process; protein polyubiquitination. The transcript has 2 exons. The coding region runs from base 65 to 1738 and encodes 557 amino acids. Gene Ontology annotation, molecular function: protein binding; ubiquitin protein ligase activity. The record is from RefSeq and is a predicted model, not a curated record. NCBI's taxonomy places the organism in Eukaryota, Metazoa, Mollusca, Bivalvia, Mytilida, Mytilidae.
CCUGACUUUAUAAAAUCGAUCAUCCAAUUCCAGAGAAAUAUCUUGUGAAGACUGAUUGAGGAUCAUGGCCAGUAGUUUAAAUCGUUGUGAAAUCUAUGAUGAUCAGAUUAUCAAUUCAUCAGAAGUUUCGUGUUCCGAAGUAGACCAAGGGCUAUGUGGAGAUGGAAAAGAACCCCACAAUAUUUCAAAGGGAACAGAAAACUAUAUUACUAGUUCCAUUUGGGAAAACAAGUUACCAACCGAAGUCCAUCAAAUUUCAAAGGUUUGCUUAAAACAUAAUGAGACAUACGAGCUUUUCUGUAUAAAACACGAUUGCCCAUGCUGUAAGAAAUGUGUGAAGUCUCACAACGAUUGUAAAGGUUUAACCGAUAUUAAUGAAAUCAUAAAACACGUCAAAACAUCCAACGCCAUCAGCGAAAUCGAACAAACCCUACAGGAAGUUGUUGAGAAUAUUAAACGAAUCAGUUGUAACCGGGAAGACAAUUCAGUAUAUCUACAAAACAAGAAAAGAGAAAUUGAGAAAGAAAUAAAACAAACCAGGACAAAGAUAAAUCUUCACCUCGAUAAACUUCAGGAGGUUUUAACGAAAGAAUUAAUGUCAACAGAACAAAAAGAAAGUAGCAAAAUUCGACAACUGCUGACAACUCUGACAAAGAAAGAACAAGAGAUGUCAAAAUAUCAAACAAACUUUGCUCAUAUAAAACAGUAUGGAUCGGAGCUUCAAACUUUUUUGUCCAUGAAACAACUCGAAAAAGAUAUUGCAGUCGAAGAAGAAUUUAUUCAAUCUCUAACCAAAGAUAGCAUCACGAAUCAAGUCAAUAUUUCAUUCCGAAUUAACAAGUCGUUGCUGGAAAUCACAACCAGCUUGCAGAGGUUUGGAGAUAUUAUUGUCAGUUCUGAUAACUGCAAUGUGUUAAUUAAGAAACGGAAAGACAGAAAAGCCCAGAUUAUGGUAGUCCCUCUUCCAACCAGACAUAUUGAUAACUUAACAUUGACUUUACAGAAACGUAUCAGUACAAAUAUGGCAAAUGUCAAAGGUUGUUCUAUGCUCCCUGGUGGUAGAAUGGUGUUUUCCUGUUAUUCCAAAAGCAAAAUAGGAGUAUUCAAAUCAGACGGAUCCGUAGAUUUUGAAAUAAAUAACGUCGGUGAUACGUUUGAUGUGGUAUUUAUCGGUGAUGACUCUAUUGCUGUUACAUCUGGGGAAUCAUUUAACAUAAAUAUAAUCGACUUAAACAAACAACAACUGACUAAAACAAUAAAAGUAAAGUCAAACAAUGACGGUGUGGCAUACAAAGAUGGACAUUUGAUUUAUUGUUCCAGAAAGAAAGGACUGAAAAUGAUUAGUCUAAGUGAUGAAUCCGUUACCAAUGUUACCAAAAAAACAAUUCCUUGGCAGGCUCAUGUGACAACAUUCGGUGAUAAACUGUUCUAUACAAACGAUAUCAAACACAGAGUUACAUGUUGUGAUUUUCAUGGGAACAUACUGUGGAAGUUCUGUGAUACACGUGUUCUGCGUGAACCGUGUGGCAUCUCUGUAGACAAUGAUGGUAAUGUGUUUGUUGCCGGUUAUCGUUCUGGCAAUGUGGUUGUCAUUUCUCCUGAUGGACAGCACCACCGACAACUUAUAUCUCAUGACGAUCAACUUAAAUACCCACAGGGUCUGCACUAUGACACAUCUUCCAAUACACUAUUAGUGGCAAAUUACCAGUAUAACGCGGUCGUGUAUAAUGUUAAAUGAUAAAAUAUUUUAGUAUAAAACUUGCAUAACAAACAGUUGCAUUGUUAUGGAUAACUGACUAGAUUUCAAAUGAAUAAUUUGUUUUGAUCUGAUUAUGUACUUUGAAAGGAAAUGUAUUUGCUAUACUCAUAUAAAUCUUCAUCUGUAAUGACAAUUAUCAUAUUUGAAAUAUACUUUGUCAAAGAA